AGGAGGUAGACAACUGCGGAGAGCGGUAGGUGGGCGCAGGAGCUACUGGAGAGGCUGCCCAGGCCGAGGGGAACGCGCCCCCCGGUGCCCCCGAUGAAGAUUCUGAAGUUGAAGAAGUUAAGUGACUUUGGCAGGGUCACACAGCUAUCCAGUGCAUCAGGUGUUUCAAGUACUUAAGGAACUAACCUCAGCUCAGGACUUGAUCUACUCUACCAAUCUGCCUCAGGUUUUCAUGGAGAAUUGUUAUUGAAGAUGGAUCCAUUUGGUCAGAUAUAGUAUUAAAGAAUGAAGAAAGAAAAAAAUUCCUAAUUAGUGCUAAAGAAAUUACAAGUAAUUGUCACCUCAGCAAAUUUGCUAAUGAGCUGGUGGAGGACAACUGUUUCUUCUCAUACAUCCAAAUUAGAAGGAUUAUGCUGUGCUAUGUUCAGCUAACCAGGAUCACCUUUCCUUGUUGACUAGUAGUCAUAAAAUUUUACAAUGGGUCUACGGAUUCACUUUGUUGUUGACCCACAUGGUUGGUGCUGCAUGGGUUUGAUUGUCUUUGUCUGGUUAUACAAUAUUGUCAUAAUUCCCAAAAUUGUCCUCUUUCCUCACUAUGAAGAAGGACAUAUCCCAGGCAUAUUAAUAAUAUUCUUCUAUGGUAUUGCCAUGUUUUGCUUGGUGGCCUUGGUGAGAGCCUCAAUAACUGAUCCAGGAAGACUUCCUGAAAAUCCAAAGAUUCCACAUGGAGAAAGGGAAUUUUGGGAAUUAUGUAAUAAAUGUAAUUUGAUGAGACCAAAGCGUUCCCAUCACUGCAGCCGAUGUGGUCAUUGUGUUAGGAGAAUGGAUCAUCAUUGUCCAUGGAUUAAUAAUUGUGUUGGUGAAGAUAAUCAUUGGCUUUUUCUGCAACUAUGUUUCUACACUGAGCUUCUUACUUGCUACGCAUUGAUGUUUUCUUUUUGCCACUAUUACUACUUUCUACCGUUAAAAAAGCGUAACUUGGAUCUCUUUUUAGUUAGACAUGAAUUGGCAAUAAUGAGACUAGCUGCUUUCAUGGGAAUAACUAUGUUAGUUGGAAUAACUGGACUCUUUUAUACACAACUAAUUGGCAUCAUCACUGAUACAACAUCUAUUGAAAAGAUGUCAAAUUGUUGUGAAGAAAUAUCGAGGCCCCGAAAGCCAUGGCAGCAGACCUUCUCAGAAGUUUUUGGCACUCGUUGGAAGAUCCUGUGGUUCAUUCCUUUCAGGCAGAGGCAACCACUGAGAGUUCCCUACCACUUUGCCAAUCACGUCUAAACAGAUGGAUGGUGGGCACAGAUGGGUCCUCCAUGCUGGAAAUGCGUUACAGGUUUUAUGAUAAUAGAACUAUGACAGUCUUCAAGUCAAUUAAAAUCCACCCACCAAUCUUAGGCAUCAUAAUGUGCCCCAGGCUUUAUUUUAAUAGUGAUCUUGAUCCUGUUGUGGGACUGAUACAAGAUCUAUAUUUAAGUUUUAAAGCGUGUUUACUUUCAAAUUAGCUUUCUAUGGGGAUUUCUUUAAACUCAUUUGUUGUUAAACUCAAAAGGUAAUGAUUGAGGUGAACUUAUUGUACACAAUUUCUUUUAGUACAAACUAUUAGUAACUUUAUUUUGUGAAAAAUUAUGGAUGUUUAUUUAAAUUCUACAUUUUCAAAUGGUAUGACCAGAUCUGAACUUCUUCAGGGUUAUUUUUUUAAAGCAUUCCUUCUAUGCAGAUUUUCUUUUCUAAUGUAAUUGUAAAUCUUUAAUGCUCCUUUUCUUUAUACAGCAUGAUAUUAACUAUAUAGCAUAGCCCUGAAAACAGGCAGUGUAUUUUAUAAGAAGCAGAUUUCUUCCUAGUGGUCUCCAUAUUUUUCCUACUUCCUUCCCACAAAAAAGGUCUUUUAAAGGAAAGACUUAAAUUUUUCAUCUUUUAAGUAUAACAUUUCAAAAAAAAAAUAACCCACAUACUUUUACUACAAAGAUUAUCACUCUUGUGUUGAUAAAAGAUGUUAAGGGCCAAGACCCAAAGGAAAUAUGUGACUAAUAGACAUAUUUUCCUGUUUUCCACACUGAGAUUUGUUUUGCUUAUUUGUUUCUAGUAAUUUACAAUAAUUUCAUUUCCACCUUUUCUCACAUUACAGUUCAUACAUUUGAAAAUGUCAAUUUAAUUUUAAUAUAUAAUAUAUAGUAUGUAAAGGAAUAUAUGUGUGCAAAAAUAGACUCCUAACUUUCAUCUUCUAAUAGAGUUAGAAUUGCUUUUUGAGUGUUUAUAUUUAAGAAUAUUGAGCAGUGAAAUAUUUUUAAGGUGUUCUUUUAUGUAUAUUUACUUUUGUUAUAGAUAAGUAACCAGUUUCUGGUUGUUGCUAAACAGAAUUUGAUUGGCUGACUGAAUUAUGGCUUAAAUAUUAUUUUGUGAUAAUUGAGAUUCUUUCUUAUUGGAAAUGGCUACUGUUAUGAGAUGGUUUUCAUUAGGGAAAUUUAAUUGUUUGCAAUUUUUAUUUGCUUUUCUGAUUUCACCAAACUAAAAUAUGAUCAUAAUAAUGGUAUAUUUGAGAGACAGAAUACAUGGGUUGAUUGGUUGCAUGUUUUGAGGAGUACAUUUUUUUUUAAUAUAGCAUUCAGAACUUUUUUUUUUUUAA
Molecule: messenger RNA, 2617 nt
Organism: Antechinus flavipes (yellow-footed antechinus)
Lineage: Eukaryota; Metazoa; Chordata; Mammalia; Dasyuromorphia; Dasyuridae
Gene: ZDHHC21
Product: zinc finger DHHC-type palmitoyltransferase 21
Exons: 11
Coding region: 478-1275 (265 amino acids)
Biological process (GO): peptidyl-L-cysteine S-palmitoylation; protein targeting to membrane
Cellular component (GO): Golgi apparatus; endoplasmic reticulum
Molecular function (GO): protein-cysteine S-palmitoyltransferase activity
Source: RefSeq, a predicted model, not a curated record